UUUGCGUGAUGUGCUAUGCGAACAUGAUCAUUCAAACAACUCGGAUAUCUCGAUUUCUGAAUUAAGCUCAAUGCGUUUGCUUGGCGAGUUGAAAGAUAAUGAUAACCGUACAUGCUGGAAAGAGCAUAAUAUAUCACGUCUAAUAGCGUACAGGAUCAUAUUGAUUGGAUUCACUAUGAUUUUUGGACCACUCGUUUUAUUCAGCAUACAGAAAACAAAGUAUUUGCAAAUGCUUACUGUUGUUUAUCGAUGGUUGGCGUUUAUUUUAAUGAUAUGCAUUGCCCUCAAAAUGCUCGUCAUUGAUGGGGUAAGAGGACAUCCAGUUGUCGUAAAUUUUUAUGGUAUUCCCUCAUUGUUUGGCGCCUGUGUUUACUCGUUCAUGUGCCAUCAUUCGUUGCCCAGUUUAUUGGCACCAAUUAAACACAAGUCAAUGAUUAAAAAAAUUCUUUCAUACGAUUACAUUUUAAUUUGUUCGUUUUACAUAGUUCUCGCGAUUACAGGAAUUUUUGCAUUUGAGUACGUUGAAGAUCUGUAUACUUUGAAUUUUCUACCAUAUCACGCUACAUCUGAAAGUUUAUUUUCAACUUUUUUGAUUGUUAUCGAUUAUUUCCUGUCUUUGUUUCCGGUACUUACGUUAUCCACUAGUUAUCCACUUAUCGCUAUCACACUUAAAAACAAUCUUCAAACUUUGUUUUUGGACAUGUCCCAAUAUAAUUCGUAUAGCAUAUUGAUACGAGCACUUUUCCCCUUUUUAUCUAUUCUUUUACCAUUUUGUGUAACAUAUUUCACUGAAAACCUAUCUAUCCUAGUGGUAAUUACGGGGAGCUAUGCUGGAGUAGGUAUACAAUAUGUCAUACCUGUUUGCUUGGUCUAUUAUUCCCGUGUAACAUGUUCUGAACUACUAGGAAGUGGGAUUAAAAAUCAAUUUCAAAGUCCAUUUCAAUCAAAUAUGUGGCUAGUAAUGGUGUUAGCUUGGUCAGUAUUAUCCGUAUUCUUAGUGUCCAUUAAUUUGUUCAGCUAAU
Molecule: messenger RNA, 1022 nt
Organism: Drosophila arizonae
Lineage: Eukaryota; Metazoa; Arthropoda; Insecta; Diptera; Drosophilidae
Product: putative sodium-coupled neutral amino acid transporter 12
Source: RefSeq, a predicted model, not a curated record